GUUUGUUCGAAUGACUGGAGGGUGGAUCACAGUGAUGAACAGAAAAUGGCGGCGGUAUUUAACUGGUUUCUGGUACUGAGCUCUGUGUUUCUGUGCAAUCUGGUCAAAUCAUUCUUGCCGACUAUUUCUUCAUUUCUGUCAAAGAUUUUUCAGAAAGAUGCUGAUCAAGAGAUGGAGAUGCGGACGGAGAUCCAGAACAUGAGGAUGGAGCUGUCCACCAUCAGCAUGAUGGAUGAGUUCGCCAGAUAUGCUAGGCUGGAGCGCAAAAUCAACAAGAUGACUGAUCAACUUAAGACGCUAGUCAAAUCAAGAACCGCACAGCAAUCAAAAAUGAAAUGGACAGUGAAAAUUGUAUUUUACAUUCUUCAGGCGGCUCUCAUGAUCUCUAUCAUAUUGAAGUAUUAUGCUGAGCCGGUCACAGUGGUGCCCAGUAAGUGGAUUGCUCCAUUGGAGAAACUAGUUGCCUUUCCAUCUGGAGUUGCAGGUGGUGUUGGGAUCACAUGCUGGCUAGUUGUCUGCAACAAGGUGGUUGCCAUUGGUUUACAUGCUGUCAGUUGAACUCAUUAUCAGUAUUAUGUGCUGUAACUGUUUUCCUUUCAAAUGUUUUCCAAAUUACUUGCUUAAAACCACGUUCUGUGAUGUGUACUAUUCCUUUGACCAUCAUGAAUUGUCCUUUAACAUGCCGUUUGACAACUGUGUUCAAGUGCUGGUAAUUACAGGUGUGUGCUAAAAUACUUACAACAAAAAUAUACAAACUGACAUUUCAAAUGUGAUCAUGCUUGUUUUAUUCAAAUUUUUGCAUGUUUUCAAAAUUGAUAAAAAUUAGUCAGCCUCUCUCAAAAUGGUCAUCAUUACAUUUUUUAUGUGCAGGUUAAAAGUACACAUUUAGUUAGAAAAUGCAGACAUGUAAACAUUCCCAUGCAAAUAGCAAAACACUGGUGUUAUAAGCUUAAUUAUCACAUUUUUAGUUUACAAUUUUUGUAUUUAUUUUUCUCUACUUAUUGUACCAUAAUUGUAACUUUGAUUUUAAUGGCAAAGCAUUACACAUUUAUUGAUGAUUGUUUUAUGUACAUUCAUAACGGCAUACCAGUAUAAAUGUCCAAAAUGAAAAGGUGUCUACUGAGUUUGUUUACAAAACCACUUUAUUGUUUGAUUCUUCAUUCAAUAAGUUAUAAUUGCAAUGUCCCUAAAUUUAAUCAGGGAGGUGGUUGCAUAAAAAUGUACUCUUGUAAUACAUUGUCAUUUCUCACUAUCGUGGUAGUUUUAGUGAACCCUAAUCAGGACCUAAUCAGCCAACUCACCAUUUGUGUUUGGUUUUUCAGGUAAUUUCUUAGUAAGAAUAUUUGUAAAGUUGUGAGAUACAUCUACAAAUCAACCGAUCAGCCACAACAUUAAAACCACCUGCCUAAUAUUGUGUAGGUCCCCCUCGUGCCACCAAAACAGAAUAGCAUUCUGAGAUGAUAUGCUUCUCACCUCAAUUGUACAGAGUAGUUUCUGAGUUACUGUAGACUUUGUCAGUUUGUACCAGUGUAGCCAUUCUCAGUUGACCUUUCAUCAACAAGACAUUUCCGUCCACAGAACUUUUACUCACUGGAUGUUUUUGGCACCAUUCAGAGUAAAUUCUAGCCCUACUUUGCUGAAAACCCGGUUGUAUGUAAUGCACUAGAUGUCUUCUGCCUCCUGGUGAAAGUUUCCAUUCUCUUCUGGAAGUAGAAGUAUAGAAGAAAUAAUUUCCAAAAUGGCUAGCUUCAUAUUGUGGAGCAUCUUACAACAGAUUAAAUGGCUUGUGCAUAACUUUUGCCUGCUGAAGUUUGAAAUCACAAACAUUCAAAAACAGACUUUUAGCUUAUUUGAACAUUCUGUAAAUGUAAUGUAGUCUAGGGGAGUUUGGCUUAAAUGAUGACUUCACAGGGCCUUUUUGAUAGGAAAAUAAUAAGCUGUAAGGUCGUUCUAAAAGGAAUUUACAAUAAAAUUACCACUAUUUUUGAGCCCAAUACCUUUCAGCCCUUUGAAGCACUCACAAUGGAAGGUAAAAUAGUGUUUAGGGAUGAUCACUUCUAAAUGGAACACACCAUAAUUCAGGUGAGUUAGAAAAGGUAUGACAUCUGGCACGAGCCAGAACUGCCUAAACUCUUUGCCAUGUAUCACCAACCCCAUGCAUUAUUCAAUA
Messenger RNA from Xyrauchen texanus (razorback sucker), 2170 nucleotides. It is a transcript of the gene get1, whose product is annotated as guided entry of tail-anchored proteins factor 1. NCBI's taxonomy places the organism in Eukaryota, Metazoa, Chordata, Actinopteri, Cypriniformes, Catostomidae. The coding region runs from base 46 to 558 and encodes 170 amino acids. Gene Ontology annotation, biological process: tail-anchored membrane protein insertion into ER membrane. The transcript has 5 exons. The record is from RefSeq and is a predicted model, not a curated record.